AUGGCAGACAUCAUCACCACAAUUACAGGCCGUGUUCCCUGCCAGAAUCGUCCCCGUCAUGAGAGGGAAUCCGAGAAAACUAUCGACAUCGAGCAGACAUCCUCCACGCUGCCCAAGAUCGACGAUCCGCCCCCAGACGGAGGAUACGGCUGGGUCUGUGUGGCCUGCAUCUUCUUCAUAAAUGGACAUACAUGGGGCGUCAAUUCGACAUAUGGCGUCUUUCUUUCAUACUACCUCAACAACGACUACUUCCCGCACACUUCGGCCCUGACCUACGCGUUCAUCGGUGGGCUAUCCAUCUCUCAAGCUGUCCUAAUCGCCCCUCUUGCAACGCACGUCAUCCACCUUUACGGCACGAAAGUAUGCCUUCACCUAGGCGUCUUCUUCGAGACAUUGGCCCUUAUUGGUGCCAGUUUCGCCAGGCAGAGAUACCAGAUCAUUCUAGCCCAGGGCUUCUGUUUCGGCUGGGGCAUGGGGUUCCUCUUCGUCGGCUCGGUGGGGAUCAUUCCUCAGUGGUUUGACAAGAAACGCAGUGUCGCCAACGCCAUCGCUGCUGCAGGGUCUGGCCUGGGUGGUUUGAUGUACAGUCUCGUCACCCAGCGCGUGAUUGACACGAUGGGUCUUCCAUGGGCGUUUCGUGUUCUGGGAAUCUGCAGUUUCGCAGUCAACCUGACGGCUUCAAAUCUCAUUCGCGACCGCAACAAACAAACUGGAUCGCGGCACAGAGCCUUGGACACGAAAAUUCUCCGGCGUCCUGAAUUCCUCUUUCUCCAAGGCUGGUCCUGGUUCAGCAUGCUGGGCUAUACCAUCUUGCUCUUUUCGCUGCCUGCCUACGGUCGCUCGAUUGGCUUAACCGCGCAACAAAGCUCCAUCGUAGGCGCAGUACUUAACUUGGGUCAAAUGCUAGGUCGACCCUUUAUUGGGCUCACCUCGGAUCGCUGGGGCCGUCUCAACCUCGCCACCUUUUAUACAUUCCUCUGCGGUGUCUUCUGCCUUUCAUUUUGGAUCCCUGCCGAAGUUGUCUCUUCGCCUAUGGGCUUGUUGUGCUUCUUUGCCAUCGUCGGCGGUGCACUGGCCGGCACUUUCUGGGCCACUAUUGCACCGGUCGCUGCCGAGAUCCUGGGCCUUGCAGACCUCCCUGCAGGACUCAGCCUGACCUGGCUUAUUAUGGUGCCGCCCACGACAUGCGCCGAGGCUAUCGCAUUGCAACUGCGACGUCAGCAUGCCCACAGCUGGGUCUAUCUGCCUCCCCAGAUCUUCACCGCUUUGACGUAUUUCGCUGCAGCAUUGUGCUUGUGGGUAGCACGAGGAUGGAAGGUUGGACAGCUGGAUUGGCAGGCAAGCGACCAGCGGGAAAGGGAGUGGGAGCUGGCGACGAGGCAAGAUAGUCCACUGACCGAGAACAAAGGCCCGGGGCCCGAUGGCAGCAACCUGAACGUGCCAAACGAGGGAACAGUCCGGGAUACCGCUCAGGAAAACGGCAUCACGACGAAACGGGACAUCUGGCGUACUAGAAAUAUGGUCAAGAAUAUGUUGGCCCGGGAAAUCGUGUAG
This is a messenger RNA of Capronia epimyces CBS 606.96, 1554 nucleotides long. RefSeq lists its product as uncharacterized. Gene Ontology annotation, molecular function: transmembrane transporter activity. The record is from RefSeq and is a predicted model, not a curated record. The transcript is spliced from 2 exons. NCBI's taxonomy places the organism in Eukaryota, Fungi, Ascomycota, Eurotiomycetes, Chaetothyriales, Herpotrichiellaceae. The coding region runs from base 1 to 1554 and encodes 517 amino acids. Gene Ontology annotation, biological process: transmembrane transport.